AUGAAAGACGUGUGGAAGGAUGGCCUUUCAUUCCUGGCAGUCGAAGCUCUAUAUAUCAUAUCUCAGGUUGAUGUUUUGUGUGAUCUACUUUUGCAGGUUCACUCUUCAUCAUCACGAAACUCCAUAGUCUGUGAGCACACAUGUAACUUUUUCAGCAAGCUCUGGGAAUCUCAGACGGAUUUGUUUGUACGCCAGCCUGCAUUAUCUGGUCUGCAUUCUGUCGUGCAAAUCUUGGCUUUUGGUAUGGCUUUGGCGAAAGUUGAUCCGGAGAUGUAUGUUGAGAAACUGAAUAUUUUGCCUGGAAAGCUAAAAAAAGUUGCAAAAAAGUUACAAAACAGUGGUUUAAUACCUAAAGCUCACUUUUUCAGCAUACGAGAAGUUGUUGAUUUAUCACCAACGAAGAUACUAUGUAUGAUUGGUGACCUUUUGUGUCAGAAACCUGGCCCCGUUCUAGUCAUUUUGGACCAGCUUGUUUAUAUGUUUCCAGGUUUUAUUGUGGAUGAAUCAGCUCUAUCUAAAAUUAUUGAAAUCUUAAUGCGAGCAAUCCGUAUAUCUUCAUUGGAUCAUUCCGACCCAAGUAACACGACAAAAUCGUCUAAAACAUCCGAAGAACCUUCUGUUUUAGCCUUGGAUAUAUUUGUUAGAUUGGUUGGAACUUUGUCCACUUACGGCGCAAAAUUCACUGAUUUGCCUCGGAUACUACUCCAACUAUUUGAUGUGCUUCGUGCUUUCCCAACAACAUUAGCUCAUUCAGAAGCUCGUUUAAAUGCAUGGUGGCAUUUUAUUUGUUGCUUACCUGCAGAUCUACUUAGCGAAGGUUUUAGAAAGUUCUUAUCUCCUUUCCUGGCAAACCUUCUGGGACGUUAUCUUAGCAUCAGCGCUCCUCAAGGAGAUCCUCAACUUCAUCCAUACAGACUCAGUCAGGGAAGUGUAUAUGAAGGGAAUAUAAAAGCUUUGGAACUAAUUCAACAUGUAUACAGUUGUUUUUUCAGUGGAUCUUCAAUUACCUUCCGCUAUUUGAAUGUCCCACGUUUAUCUGUUACUAAUCAACUUUUGGUACAGAAUAGUUAUCCCAUACUUGUCUGUUUGCUAUACUGGAUACGUGCUGUUCUUAAAUAUCGUUGCAUAUCAACUCCAAGAAAACAGAGAAUACCUCCACAUUGUCUACCUUCUCAAAGUGUUGAUGAAAUUUGGUGUGGUUGUAUAAAUUAUUUACUGAAAGUAUCAAAAUCUGUCCAAGAGCUUCCAGCAUAUAAAAAGGUGACUCCAUUUCAAUCUCCAUCAAUCUCCCCACGUGAUUCCAAUUCGAAUUCAACACUUCUAACUGUUUGGCAACAUGUAAUGACUACAACUUGUGAACUAAUCCAACCACGUGACGUAUCAUUCACUGAUCCAGAAACAAUAGCAACUUGUCCAUACCCUUUGGAAAGCUUGAAUAUAAUUCAUAAUUUCACAAAGCUAUUAGAAGAGUUUAAAGUUUCAGACAAGGAAAAGGUGGACUUAGUAUUUUCUCUUUGUGAAAAAUCUGCACAACUAGGACACCUUUGGUUAAAUGAUAGUCGUUCAACCAGAAAGUUACAUGCUACAAAAGAUGAUUUUCACCGUUGGGCUACACAAACUAUUGGACUGAUUAAUUUGGAUCCACGUUUCAACGUGUUAAAUAAAUCAGCUAGUCUUUCACGCUUGACUGCAGAGAAUAGUUGCCUGACUUUGACUCGUGCCCUUUUAAAUGCCAUAUUACCAGAAUUUAUGAAUUUUAUGACUACUGAAACACCUUCACAAUCAAGCCUAUACGAUGAUUCAACUCAAUUAUCUGCUCUUAAAACCCCACAGGUUCACUUUUCUCCUGACACUUUACGGAUUUGGUCAGUGUUAGUCGAUCGAUUGAUUCAGUUUAUUGUCGUUGAACAUCAGGUGUCAGAAAAUCGGUCAACUACCAUCGAUCUUAGUAUAAUUGAAUCAGCUCUACUUAUGCCGUUUUGGUUAGCUGGAGCUACUCUUCCAAACACAUUCAGUGGUGAUAGAACAGUGGAUUCUGUUGUGUAUCUUUCAUACAAAGAUGAUUUGGCUGUAUCGAAACGUCAGUCUGAUUUACUUUUGGCAUUUCAUCAAGAAUGUUGCCUGUUAACAACAGUUCCUACGAAUACUUGGAUCAAUCAUUUAUCUGUCAAACUAUCUAGUCUGAUUUCAAGCUGUGAACCAAAGGUGUUUGAAAAUGUUAACAUACAUUUAAUUAGUCGUUUCCUGCGUUGUUUGGCACAAACCGCAGAGAUUUCAGAGGAAGGAAGCAAUCAGAAAGACGCUUAUUGUACAUUCGCUUCAAUGAAAACUGAUAAACAACCUCUUGGUCAGCUUACUGGAUUAGUGACUGCGCUUAAUUCAUUGUUAUUGCAUAUUCCAUGGCUUAAUCCACCGGCACAGAAUGAAGGGGAUAAUUCACCUCCACGUCGUUUAAGUUCUCAGGAACCGAUUACUCGAUGGUUGACAUCUCCGCCUAUAUUAUCCAUUCGCAGUCGGAUGUGUCAAUUGAAUGACGGAAAAUCUCCAAAUGAAUCUCAUACUGAUAGUCGACAUCAAAACAAUAAUAAUAGUAAUAAUAAUAAUAAUCAAGUAUCAUAUGGCCUAUUAGAUACCUUAGAAGCUAUUAUAUUCAUUCUUAGUAAUCACGCUCGUGACAGAGAUUCUGUACUUUGGAUAUUUUCUACUUUGGAACCAAGUUUAAAUCGAUUGGUUGCUUGUUGUGUGGAAGCUGAACAAGCUGUAAUCGAGGCAGGAACAGAUUUGGAUGAACCACUUGUGAUUACUCAACACAGACAACAGGCGAAACUAGCUUUGGAAGAGGUAUUUGUAUGUGCUUGGAAACACUUGAAGAUUGUUCCACCUAGUGUAUCUGUUAUCGAUCCCCUGUCUAUGCUACAGCCCAUAUCAUCUGAGAAGGAUUCAAAGGCCUUACCUAGUACUCCACUGUCGGCUUUAAAAAUAACUCGUUCAACUGCACUAAUUGAUCAGUAUCAAGCUAUUCUUAAGAUGUCAUUGAAUUUAUGCGGUUGCAAUGUGGAGUCAAACAAGAAUUCCCGUGACUCUAUACCGAUUCACUUAUCCACCACCUUUAUUACCUGGUUCAUUGGUUAUUGGAAUUAUUUGGUCAGUCAGUAUUGUGUCAAGCAAACUAAGAACGAUGCAUCAAAGUUGACUAAUAUUCGAAAUUUUAUGACCAAUUGGGAACCAGAAGUACGGAAAAUUGUUUUGCGAAUAUUCAAUCCUAAUAUGCAGCAUGUCGGUAAUGUGGAUUCCGUUCAAAAGAACACUGGUAAGCGUAAGUCUAUCCCUCAUAAAACCCCAAAAUCGGAACCAACUAAACGUCGUCCACGUCUGCUAAAAAGGACUGGAUCUCAUUCACCAGAAGAAGUUUCCGUAAAUUUAAAUAUGAAAAAAGAAAAAGACUUUUCAGUUGAUUCAGUAUUGAAUGCUUCAAGUUCUGGAAAAAAAUCGUUGAAGUCUAAAAAGAAAGUGGAACUGGAGAAGCCUUCGAAACCGGAAACAGGUUCAAGUGAAUCCCCUAGUGAUGCUAAUGAUUUAGAAAAUACUGAUGUACAGGUACUUUUACACAGUCCUUCUUCAAAACGACCCCUACGUGGUCGUCUUUCUCUUGUAAAAGAUGAAAAUCCAGUUCAAAGAAUUGUGACACCUCUACGACGAUCUUUGGGGAUUACAAGAAGUAUUACUCAGUCAGCUCCAUCAAACUUUGAAACGAGACGUGGUCGUAGCAAGAAAGGUGUUAAUCUUUUUCCUGCAUCUCCUAAACCUUCACCUGUCAGUGGUAUUAUUGCUGAGGCUUUUGGAAUUCCACCUGGUUCAAGCUUGAUGGAGCAUCACGAAUGGUCUCCGUCAAUGCCUUCUCCUGGUCCACUGAAAGGUCGUCCAUUGGUAAAACGUCGCUUGUUCGCUGGUCCACAGGAAACAUCAAUACACGAAGCUAAUGCUCAGUUGCUUACAUCACGAAAACGUCAUUUCUCUGAAUCAGAACAAAAUUCAGUCAUUUCACCGAAAGUUGAAGACUCCAAUGAUUUUGUUUUCAUACCGCCUCAAACAGAAAGUGCUAAAAAACGACGUCGUUGUUUAACUAUCCAUCAAAAAGAACGUUUCAAGGAACAAAAAAGUGAAUAUAUACCCCCGACAUACACCGAGUUGGAUAUUAGUCAACAGUCAUGGUCGUCUACGGGUGAUUCACAAUCUCAGUCAUUGCCGCCUGUACCUAGUCUUCAAUCUACUGAGAAUAAAAGUUGUUUACAAGUCUCUGAAACACCAGAAUUUAUGGACUCUGAAGAAGUGAAAUCAACUAGUACUACUACAAUCAGCACUAAAAAUGAUGAAGAUAUAAUAAAUAAUGUGGAAGAAGUUGACGUCGAUCUACCUUGUAACGAAGCAGGAAUGACACCUAUUGAAGUUGUUUUAUCUCCGUUAACCAAAGAACCUGUUUCUACUGAAGAGUCUGAUUCAAAAGAUGACUUGGAAAUUAUACAAGAUACAGAAGUAACUGAUACACAAUGUGAGGUGGAGAAAACAUUGGAGAAUGACAUCUCUACAGAAUUAAAUAAAUCCAACCUAUCACCAGUUGAAACUGUGUCACAUAAUGUAGUAGACGAUUCACCUAAACUCAAUAGUCAUGGCAAUGAUAAUAAUGAAAACGAUAUGUCAGCUGGUGAGAAAAAAGAAUUGUCUCCUUCACCUGUCGUAGCUAAUGACGAUGUGUCUUCAACGGCUCCUUCACCUGUCGUAGCUAAUGACGAUUUGUCUUCAACGGCUCCUUCAAAAUCGAUUUCUAAAGAUGAUGAUGAUAAUGAUGGUGAUAAUGUCAAGACAGUAUCCACAUCUUCUGUGUCUGUCCCAGCAAUAUUAACCUCACGUCCAAUUAUCAAUAAUGUAUCCAGUCCAUUAAUUCGAGGUUCAAGUCGAGCUCAAAAGAUGCUUGCAUUAGGUUUGCAGAAAGCUGCUGAACAAACUGCACGCCAGAGGUCAUCAUCUGGAGAUCAAAAUACUGGCAAUUCAAGUAGUAGUCGUGGUGUUUUAUCUGCGGACAAUAGUCCAGUGUCAACAGAACGAAGACCUAUGUCAAAUCUGUUGGCUUCUCCAACUUGUGUGUCUUUCAGUCCUUCGGGUACAGGUUCACCUUCUGGUAUAAUGAGGAAUUUAUGGUCAAAGAAAAAGUCUCAACGUGUUUCAUUCGCUGAAGAGCCUGUCGUUUAUACUAUUGGAUCAAAUAAUUCAUUUCAUCACGAUUCAGAUGACAACGACGCUGAUGACUAUCAGAGAUAUUCAAAUUUAAGUAGAAAAAAAGUUCUGUAUAAUCUUGAAGAGGAUGCCUCCGAGUUUAAUGUUUUAAGUGAUGAUAACAAUACUGCGUUAAAAGUGAAUCCACCACAAUCAUCAAGCGAAACAAAUCAAGUGAUGAAUGGAAUGACGGAAAAGGAGGAUGUGAAUCGAUCCUCCAUUGUUGUAACAUCAGAGAAGUCGCCUAGUUCAAAUUCUGUUUCUCAUUUUACAUUUGCAGAUAUGCCUGUAGAUUUGGAUGCUUCACAGAAUUCUUCCCAGUCUGUAUUAUCUGUAACUGUGAAAUCUGUGGAACAGGUGACUCCUCCUGUUCCAUCGUCAUAUAAUAAUAAUUCAGAAUCAAGUUCACAUCAUCGUCGUAAAUCAGCUUCACCUCAGAGACGCGAAUUCCCAAUUAGAAAAAAUUCUAUUGGUCCUAAGUCUCAAAAGUCGGCGCUUCCAAAAUAUAGACUGUUAUUCAUGGAACCUGUUAUUAUACCUGCACCCGUUUCGAAUAAUGUAAAAUCUAAGGCGGUGGAUACUGAGGAGGAACAAGAUAAUAUAUUGGCAGUCGACAGUGAACCUAUUGUGAUAGCAGAUUCUCAAACAGAUGAAAAUAACGCCAAGACAGUUGAUGGUGAUGGUGAUGCUAAUUGUUCUAAUGUUAUUGAACAGACUCAAUCAUAUACUGAUAAUGAUGAUGCCAAUGCUAAUGAUGAUGACGAAGAGUGUAUUUUAAUAGAAAGUAGUCAAGGUUCCAGUCAAGUAGAGAAUGGUGAAGAUCAGUCUGUCUGUUCAUCUAUUAGUCAAAUUGAGCAGUGUAGCUUUUCACCUAUUACUGUCGAGUCCAGCUCAGAAGUGAAUAUUGAAAAUAUGAAGGAUGAAUCAACUGUACAAACAGUUGAUUUAACGCAUGAUGAUACGGAAUAUAUUAAUGACAGUGAAGAUGUGACCACACCUAUCAUUAGCAAUGAAGACAAGAUUAAUAGUGAGGAUAAUGAUAUACAACAAAAUAUCUCAACAGGAUCUGAUAUCAAUGCCAACACCCAUGAUAAUGAUAAUAAUAAUAAUAAUAAAAUGAUAAUAACGACAUUGAUGAUAAUAAAGAGAAUCAAUGUGAACUAACACAGAAUGAUGUUGAAAAAGAUAUUUUAGAUAAAUUAUCACAGAUUGCUAGUAGCCUGCCUAUUUUACGUCCAGAGCAACGACAGUCUAUUCUCUUAGAAGCAUUGAGUACAUUUAAAUCGAUUAUGCCUUGAAAUGACAAAAAUUCCAUUUCUCUAUAGUAUUUGUUUUACAGAAAUGUAUUCUAAAAACUUUCUUUUAAAUGUAACUGUUUUAAUUAUUAUUAUUACUAAUCGAUUAAUGAUUUAUUACUACUGAUACAUUGCAUUACUUGAUAUCAUAUUUUUAAAGUUAAGAUACAGUGUGUAAACAAUUUACGCGAUCUUACACACAAAAAUCAUCUUUAUUUCUUUCCUUCACAGUGUAUUCCAUUGAUUUCUUAUUACUAUGGAAAAAUGAUUUUCAAAUUCUCUUUUCCACAUCAUAUUUAUGUGCUUAUUUAUAUUUACAAAUCACUAUAUAUAUAUGUGCCUAUAUGCAUGUGUUAUUCACAUAGAGAUUUGUAUCUCUUAAAGAUCUAUAUAUUUUGAUUAAAAGUGUAUAUUAAUAAAU
This is a messenger RNA of Trichobilharzia szidati, 6987 nucleotides long. The record is from the annotation of a GenBank genome assembly. Lineage: Eukaryota; Metazoa; Platyhelminthes; Trematoda; Strigeidida; Schistosomatidae.